Molecule: messenger RNA, 1101 nt
Organism: Triticum dicoccoides
Lineage: Eukaryota; Viridiplantae; Streptophyta; Magnoliopsida; Poales; Poaceae
Product: GDSL esterase/lipase At5g03600-like
Exons: 4
Coding region: 1-1101 (366 amino acids)
Molecular function (GO): hydrolase activity, acting on ester bonds
Source: RefSeq, a predicted model, not a curated record
AUGAAGCUUCUUCCGGCCACCCUCGGCCUCGUCUUAGUCCUCCUCCUCGUUCUGAAUCCCAAUGGUGUCGAGGCCCGGCCUGCGCCUACCGAUGGCCAUCAGAAAAAGCCGUCGAGCAACACCUUCUUCGUCUUCGGGGAUGACUUCGCCGACAACGGGAACCUCCCUCCGACCAACCCUGUUACCGAGAUGUCGCGGCAGUGGGCCUACCCCUACGGCUCCGGCUACGUUGACGCCGAUGGGUUUCCGCGGCCGAAUACUCCGUCCGGCCGCUUCUCAAACUACAAGAUCCAAUCAGAUUUCAUCGCAACAAUGUUGGGCUUGGAGGAAGCCCCUCCGGCGCAUGCUCACACGGCAGAGAAAACCUGCGACCCCUCGGGCAUGACCUUUGCUUAUGGUGGCUCUGGGGUGUUUGAUAGUACGUCAAACGAUGUCCCCACCCUCGCCAAGCAGGUGGAGACUUUCAAGAAGAUGGUCAAGGACAUGACCAUCACAAAGAAGCAAUUGAGUGGCUCCGUAGCGCUCGUGGCCUUCUCCGGCAAUGAUUAUGCAAGCACCGGCGUCAUCGGCCUAACUAACCCCAAGGAUAUCAAUGCUUAUAUUGGGAAGGUGACCAAGGAGAUUGUGGCCAAUGUGGAGCAGUUGCAGAAGAUUGGGGUGAAAAAAGUUCUCGUGAACAACUUGCACCCCAUCGGUUGCACGCCAUCACAAACUCGAACCAACAACUACACCGCAUGCGAUAUCUUUGGGAAUUUGGGCGCAUCGAUCCAUAACAGUAACUUGAAACAAGUGAUGGAGGCAAAGAAAAAUGUCCACAUUAUUGAUCUAUACACCGCGUUCACAAAUAUUGUGGAUCAUGUGCCGGGUAAAGGCUCAGAGCUAUCCAAACAGUUCAAGCGCAAGAUGUCGCCGUGUUGCGAGAGCUUGAAUUCAAAGGGUUACUGUGGAGAACAGGGCGAGUCAUCGGAGCUUCUUUACAAUGUGUGUGAUAAGUCCAACAAUUUUUUCUACUGGGACGACAUGCACCCGACGCAUGCCGGGUGGGAGGCGGUCAUGAAGCAGUUGGAAAGGCCUCUGAGAGAGUUUAUAGAUCAAGACUAG